AACUUUUAACCGCUGCGAGCAGAGUGAUGUCGUUUUGCAGCUUCUUCGGUGGCGAGGUCUAUAAAGACCAUUUUCGACCAGGGGUUUACGUAUGCUCCAAGUGUGAUCAUCAGCUGUUCAACAGCCGCUCUAAGUACGAACACUCCUCUCCCUGGCCAGCCUUCACACAGACGAUCCAUGAGGACAGUGUAUCUAAACAUGAGGAGAGACCUGGGGCGUAUAAGGUGCGAUGUGGGAAAUGUGGAAAUGGACUAGGCCAUGAGUUUGUGAAUGAUGGGCCAGCCAAAGGGGUUUCUCGCUUUUGAAUAUUCAGCAGCUCACUGAAGUUUGUCCCUAAAGAUAAGGUCGAUGGACAGUAAGGUGAGCUGUUAGAGGGACGUCUUGGACUUGAAGAGCUCUGUGCGGCUGAAUGUGUGGACAGUGGAUGAAGUGUUCUGGGAUAAAGCCCAAUCUGGGAGUGCCAGGGCUCUGAUGAAAGAUGGCCACACUGGAUAGCAAGAACAAAGGGCUGGUCUCAACUCCUUUUUAUUAUGCAAUCAUCAGCAUCUCAGGAUAGCCUCACUGAUUACACAAUCACUGUUAUCAGUUUUACAUUUAUAUACAGGGUUCGUUAAGGUUUUUUUUCCCGUCCGGUCGGGACAAGUAAAAAAAAACUUGCCCAAAGUCAAUUUUAACUGGCCCCUAUAAAACAGAGUCCAAAAAAAUAUU
Etheostoma spectabile (orangethroat darter) is the source of this 708-nucleotide messenger RNA. Its product is annotated as methionine-R-sulfoxide reductase B1-A-like. The record is from RefSeq and is a predicted model, not a curated record. Gene Ontology annotation, molecular function: peptide-methionine (R)-S-oxide reductase activity. Gene Ontology annotation, cellular component: nucleus. Gene Ontology annotation, biological process: protein repair. Lineage: Eukaryota; Metazoa; Chordata; Actinopteri; Perciformes; Percidae. The transcript is spliced from 4 exons.